This is a messenger RNA of Strongylus vulgaris, 228 nucleotides long. NCBI's taxonomy places the organism in Eukaryota, Metazoa, Nematoda, Chromadorea, Rhabditida, Strongylidae. The record is from the annotation of a GenBank genome assembly.
AUGGUGGCGGAAAGCGAUGCAGAGAUUGCUCGGAAACUAUCUUCCGCCGUUGAUGAAGCGCUUAGCACAGCGCGACAAUUACGAGAGCAAGGAAACCCGAACUAUGAGCCUGAUGAUAGGCAGACAAGGCAUGAUAUUAAAGUGAAGGUAAGACAUCUGCACUCAUUGCUUUCACGUGAUUGUAAAGAUUUCAUUAAUUCAAGUAACGCCAAACGAACUUGGCUGUGA